UUUUGGUCGGACGUGUGACAUUUGAAGGGAACAUUGUGGGUUUUGGCCCCAAUUUUUCGGGGCAAGGUAGAAAAUCGGAUGGCAGGCAGAUAGAAGUGUAUGCCAAGUUUUAUUUUUCAAUAGCCUAUAUCAAUGGAUGCAAAAACACAAAAAAGAGUCGACGUUGCCAAGCGAAAGGCUAGAACAGAACUAAAAGGAGAGAACGGCUGGACAAAAUUAAAUUAUGUGGAGACAUUUGACACAAGUCUUGCAAGUGUCAGAGACAAUGUUCCUCGUCUGGACUGCAAUAAGAUUUCAAAAUCAGAGUUUGUAGAGAGAUAUGAAAAACCUAGAAUUCCUGUUGUGUUGACACAUGCCAUGGAUCACUGGAAAUCAAUGAGAAAGUGGACAACAGAGAGACUAGUAAAAAAGUACAGACAUCAGAAAUUUAAAGUUGGUGAAGAUGAUGAAGGCUAUGCUGUGAAAAUGAAAAUGAAAUAUUACUCUGAGUAUAUGGCACAUCAAACAGAUGACAGUCCAUUGUAUAUAUUUGACAGUUCCUUUGGUGAGCAUGCUGAGAAGAAGAGAUUGUUGAUUGAUUAUGAGGUUCCACGGUUCUUUGCUGAUGAUCUCUUUAGAUUUGCUGGAGAAAAAAGAAGACCCCCUUAUAGUUUUUUUGUAUUCUUACUUGCAUACAUUAUUUUUUCCCCAUUUAAGCUUGAGAUCCUUCACUGCCCAGGAGAAACUGUGUUCAUUCCAGGUGGAUGGUGGCAUGUAGUGAUAAACUUGGACACAACAAUUGCUGUCACACAGAAUUUCUGCUCACCUGUCAAUUUUAACAUCGUUUGGCACAAAACAGUCAGAGGAAGGCCUAAACUCUCCAAAAAAUGGUACAAGAGGUUAAAGAAAGAAAGACCGGAGAUAGCAGAGAUAGCAGACGGUGUGCAUAUUGAUGAACCCACUGGUGUCCAGUCCGACUCGUCCUCAUCGGCUUCUUCCUCCUCGUCGUCUUCGUCGUCAUCGUCCUCCAGUGAUUCAUCAGAGUCUGAGACAACAGAUUCAGACGAAGACAGGUGUCGGGAGAAACAGAAGCACAGCCCGUCACACGGUGACAAACGGAGAAGAAAGCGGCCGAAGCAGAAUUCUCCACCUUCAUCAAGGGAAGAAAAUUUAGGCCCAGGCUCCCCAAAACGUGGUAGAUGACCGUGCUUAAGGUUGCUCAGGAGGUUCCCGGCGAAAUGAGAUGCUCACCCAAACUGGAACGUAGAACAUUUUUUUCAGAAGCUCGAUGCAGCAAUCGUGGACGAAAAGAUUUCAAAGACGUCAAUAAAUUGAUUCUAUAAACAGCGAA
Messenger RNA from Pocillopora damicornis (cauliflower coral), 1330 nucleotides. RefSeq names its product bifunctional arginine demethylase and lysyl-hydroxylase JMJD6. Gene Ontology annotation, cellular component: nucleus; cytoplasm. Gene Ontology annotation, molecular function: P-TEFb complex binding; histone H4R3 demethylase activity. Lineage: Eukaryota; Metazoa; Cnidaria; Anthozoa; Scleractinia; Pocilloporidae. The record is from RefSeq and is a predicted model, not a curated record. Gene Ontology annotation, biological process: phagocytosis.